AUGAAUGGGAAUGGGCCUAAGGGAAAUUCCAAGGGAAAGUCCAAAUCUAAGCGAGCAGAUCCGAAUGUUACAUACAGCAGUGCCUCAAGUAUCUCUCCUUUCAAUCUUGAGACGGAACCCAGUGGUGCAAAUCACUGGGCAGAUGAUCGUGGGGAUUCCGCUUUGGUCCAAGAUAUCAAAGCAGCCAUGCCGAUUGAGGCACAAUUGCGAAGUAUGCCUAAGCUUGUUGCUCAUGAGUGGAAUGCUCCGGUGGUGCCAUAUCCUCAGCUUUCCGCCAGCGGGGGAAUCAGUCUUGUGCCCAAGAAUUGCAUUGCCAGUGUUAUCAGACAAGUCGGAUUUACAGCUCAGGCCACAGCCAUUUGCAUUACGCAGGCACCUAGCACGUUGGGUUUGGAAUCAUACCCACACUCACAGGUCGAUCUCACCAUUCUCGUUCGUGAAGGUCCAGAAGAUCGCGAAGUGCGAGUUCAGCGAUGGGUGGUUCAACUCGGUUUCACUUCGCAUGUGUCGAGAAUCGCGGAGGGUCCUAGCAUUGAGAUUCCACAAACCAUGGCGCGAAUGGUGUGUAAACAACCCGAGGAAUACGGAUGGCCAGCACAAGCAAGAGCAUCUAACAUUACCACUGUUUUGGAAAAGCAUGGAAUACCUUUGUUGGCCAUUGCAGAAGUUCAGAUCAGGUCCGACAUUACCACGAUAUUCAUGGCUCAUGAGAACAUGGUUGAGAAAAUCCUUCGUAUCAGCGGUGCAUCGGGCACCUUUUUCAAGGUUCAUCACAGCAGUCAAGAUGAUCAAACUGAGCUUGAGCAGUUGCUUAUUUGGUUGCCAGACAGCAUUUCUCUACAGGGGGCCCAAAAGAUGUUGGAAGGCAUGGAGCAUUUGGGGUUGGUAUGCAAGCGUAAAUUUGCUCCACAUCGUUUGGGAGUCAGGUUUGCCACCCAGCAAGAUUUGCAAGUGUUCUGCAAAAAGCACCGUCUUGAGGACAUCACGUCACUGGGUCGAUGGAAACUUUAUGGUCUUCCUGUAUCGGCCGGUUUGCAAGGAGCGUUUGAGCUACUCAAAAAACGGGGUUGGAAUGUUCACACCAUCGAGCACCACGACAGCAAGAGCCUUUCAUUCUUGGCGGCGAUGUGCGGUAAGGACGAGCCCCUCCAGUUCAAAUCAUCCCGUGAUCAUGCCGUACAAAUUCGUUUCAAAGCCAUCAAUGGGGUUGCGAAAAAGCUUGCGGCGGCCAAAAAUGCAGCAUCCCAGACUCCCAUGGACACAGACGUUCAUGAUCCUUCCAGGGCCAGUGUGCUUGGCAAACAGCAACAUGCUUUUCUCGGUAUGCUUACUCCGCGUAAGCCUCAGGAUAAGCGUCAUCAUGAGUCCACGGGUGAUACGCCAGACCUUCAGAAGCAGCGCGCCAAUCCAGGUGCGCAUAUCGAGCAAAAUGCUGUGAUCUUGUACAACAUGUACGGGCCAGCAGGAGCACGUGAAACUGCUUCCGCCAAAAGGACGUUGCGACUUCUACUCCAAGCAGUCACUGAGGACGCCGCGACUCGUUCGUUGCCUUCUAUCUUGGUGGGGGAUUUCAACGCUGAGGUGGAGGAAAAUCAGUACAUGCAAACCCUGCUGCAAACAUACUGGCAUGAUGUUGCUGUGGUCGGUAGCGGUGAGACUCGUAACACUUGUAACAAAGGUUCUGGCUCGCGCAUUGAUCACAUCUGGUGCUCGCAAGGUUGUUCCUCCAUGAUGCUUCAUUUUGAUCUUCAUCCCACUCCUUUCACUCGCAAAGGCCAUUGUGUUCUGGAAGUCGCAAUGGACAUUCCUUAUCGCGCAAAGCCGAGACUUACACCUCGAAGAUCGUGCUCUUUUGACCACUUGAAGGCUCCAGACGCUUAUUGUCAUCUGCGCAUGCCUCAAUCAUUCGAGGAAGCUUUACGACAUCGUGAUGUCGAUUCUGCGGCUGCAAUCUGGUCAAAACAAGCUGAGCAGGGCGAACUUGAACCCCUUCUCCGAGGCGCUCCAAAUGCGGAGAUUGCUGAGGCCGUGGCCAAGCUCAUUCAACGCGUUAUUCAACAUGUGGAAUAUCAACAAAAAUGGCAUCGCUUGAAGCUUUGGAAGCAGCAGAUGCGGAACAAUGUCAGUGCGUCCUCUUCUUGGCGAAAGAAACAGCAAGCACUCAAGGACAAUCCGUAUUUACGCGAUCACAAACAUUAUUCUUCUGUUGUUAUGAAGGUCGGCAAUGCUUUCACCAUCGACCCAUCUCGACAACUUCGUUCACUAGUACAAGAAUGGGACAAAGUGUUCGGUAAACACCGUAAGAACCCUCCUACGACUUGGGCUUUUGUUCAACAUUAUGGCCCUUUCCUCAAGCGGGAGCCUCAUGACCUUGACGAGCUGCAGCAACAGGACAUUCUGGAAACGGUGUUAUCUUUGAAGCCCAGUGCGGCGGGUUUGGAUGGUUGGCGGCCUCAGGAUUUAAGACUGCUGGGAAACACAUGCCCACAGCUCUUUCAGUACCUGGCACGGCUUAUGAACAUGUGUGAAAAACUGGCUACUUGGCCUCGCAGCUGGACUGUGGGAUAUGUGGCAAUGUUGCCCAAAAACUUGAACUCGCAAGGACAAGUAGAAAGUGCAUAUGACAUGAGACCAAUUACUGUACUAAGCGCAUUAUACCGCUUAUGGAGUCGCACUCGCUGUCGACACAUCAUGCCGUGGAUUCUCCGUAUACUACCUCCCGAAGUCUACGCACUACGUCCAGGGCAAGGUGCCGAUGAUUUAGCAGUUGAUGUGAGUUAUUUGUUGGAGGUUGCCGAAAAAGAUGAUCACUGGAGCGCUGGACUGUCAUACGACUUUUCCAAAUGCUACGAUCACAUCCUUCCCAACCUUGCCAUCGACACUUUAACUUACAGAGGAGCUCCUCUGUCGGUCAUACAGGGCUUGCGGGGCUUUUACAAGUCCCACAAAAAGCACUUCAAACUUGGUCAGGCGUUCAGUGAAGCAUAUACUCCAUCCAAUGGCAUCAUACAAGGAGAUCCUUUGAGCAACAUCCUUUUAGCCAGUCUGAUUGCAUGCUGGUUGGAACGGUUACAACACGGUCACUUUGGUCAAGCUCGCGCGAAAAUUGUGCCCAAGGCCUAUGUGGACGAUAUUUCUGCAACUGUUAUUGCCGAGGACCUACGACAUUUACGUGCAGGAUUGCGCUCCACGCACGAAACCGUGCAAACUUUUUCGACACUCUCUGGUAGUAAGCUCAAUCCCGGCAAAUGUUUCACGUAUGGGGAUCCUCAUGUUGCCAAUCUUCUGCCUGACAUACCAAAUCACAAAGAAGCAUUUCGACUCGUCGGAGGAAGCAUUGUUUGUGGCACCGCAUCGUCAUGGACAUCACUUAUGCAACAACGCGUGGACGGCUGGUUGGCAUCAGUUCGGGCUUGCAGUCUUCUUCCGCUUGGAUGGCGAGCCAGGCUUCUCGCACAACAACAAUUGAUGAAUCGGUUAACAUGGGGUCAAGGUACUCAUGAUCUUUAUAUUCCGCAAUCGCGCAUUACGACCAUGCGAGCCUCGAUGACGCGAGCACUUCUUCGCAUCAGCUACUACAGCCUCACGCCCAUGGUUCUGUACACUGUAGUCGUUAUGCCCACUUUGGAACCGCUUUUUGCCAUGAACUUUGCCGCUCUACGAUCACUUCAGCGAUUCUGCUCCAAAGCUCCCCAACGCCAAUAUAUCAACAACAAUCUUCAUUCUGUCCCCGGACAACAGAAAGGCCCUCUACGUCGUGCCCAGCAACUGUUUUCGGACCCCGUUUACAGACCUGCAGUCCAACAAAUUUUACAAUUAUCCGACAAGGAUCGUUCCUGGGAACAUAAUCUCCGUGAACGUUGGCGUGAACACCAUCUGCGACAAAUUCCUCACUCACGUCAAGAUUUCCAGGGCAUUGAGCGGGCGGACAGGACAAAAGCUACAGCUCUUCUUCAUGAUCUACAUCUGCAAUCCGAUGGCUUGCAGCUCCUUCUUGAUCGCGGCAUUCCGGGCCCUCACUUUGAAAAAGAUCCUAGACCGCGAAGCAAAAUCCUCAUUUACAUCUUGACGGGUGGCCUCAUGUGUCCUUCACGCGAUGGUCGUCAUAGACAGCAACAGUCUGUGCUCUGUCCAGUAUGUAAAGUGCCCAACGAAGUUUUACAUAUUCACUGGAAUUGCAAGCGUUACAGCGCUGAAAGGGCUCCAAUCCAACAUCUGAGGCAGCGCAUUUUGCGCAGCCCUCAGUGCUUUCGUUAUGCCGCCAUUCCCACAACCCGUAUGUCUUUCACGCUCAAAGAGAUCAAACAGAUCCAAGACGUGCUCAUUGAUAUAUGGCAAAAACACAUCAGGGAGUGGCACGAUACGGACAUUAACGGUCCAGAUCCUCCUGAUGAUCAAGCUCCUCCACCCCCAACAGACAAUACUCAAGGUAAUGGAUUGCCUUCUGGGAGUCAAACAAGUCCGCCACCUUCGCAGCCAUCAUCCAGCAACGCGCCAGUGAACCCGCAUUCAUCCGACCGAGAACAGCGCGGUCAUCGGAUACGGUAUCAUGGAGGGGGCGCUUUUUGCGUCAAAUGUGGCAAAUGCACAUCGCGCUUGGAACAUCUCAAUCUGCGUAUUCUCAAAAACAAAUGUCCAUUUCCGAAUCUUCCACCCAGCGCUUGGAUGGACACUCCUGGUAAGAUCAAUGCCAAAGCUCGUUUGGACAAGUUGGAGCGAGAUAUGAACACCAAGUACAACAUCCCAAAACACAGUUUGGUUUGGAACCGAAAGCUUGGAAAGGAGCCAAAAGACGAAGACUCAUACGGUAAGCUUUGGUGCCGUUUGUGUGGUCGCACGUUUGCGUGGCGCUACAGACACAACAACCUUCCCAAGACUGUAUGUCGACCUCUUGACAACAAGCCUAGCCCACCCGAAUGGGUCACAGCUAUGACUGCUGCCGAAGUCACGCGCCCUUCCGGAGUGGGCCCCAGCUCCGGGGGAGGUUCCACAGGCUCCGCCAUCCUGGGCAUCGCUUUCACCAGGAUUGGCGGGGAGGUCGCUGGAGGCACCGCCCCUGCUGACCCUGCCUUCGGCGGCGGCGGGGUCAAAGGACCACCGUGCCCGGCGUGGCGGGCGGGGCCUUUCCCCUUCAGGGACUUGGGUCUGGCGCCCUACGCAGACUUCGCUCUCUUUGUAAAUUUCCAGUCGAGGUUUUCCAGGUCCCUCAAGUUUCUCAACCACGUCUUGCAACCCGACGGUACCUUCAGGGCUGUCGAGGUCGCGGGCCCCCCUAACUUCGACUCCUGGCUCACCUCGUGGCAUGUGGAAAACGCGCAGUCCACUCUGGACCUCUAUAGAAAGACGUUCAGGGACCUGGCCGCGAAGGAUAGGUGCCGGGCCGCGCACUUCUGCCGGAUUAAGCGCCUUCUCCAGGAGCGCCACGCCCAAGGACUCGCCCCGGACUGCGACGCCGCGAGGCCUUGGGACGCUGUGUUCAGGUACGCGUGCCAAGACAGGGCGUACAUGGGACGAGCACGUUCGCGAUCCUGCCCUCCGCUUCCUUGCCACCAGAGGGGCCGGCACGAAGAGGCAGAUCGGCGACGGGGCAAGCCACGGAUCGCACCGGUGACGGGGUGCCCCCCCUCCGGCGCCGACCGGCACCCCCAGAAAAAGGCGCAGGAGACGAAGACCGGCGAAGGAGCAGCCGACACCGCCUACCACCCCACCACCCGCUCACACGAAGGCGCUCAGAUCUGCUUCCCGUUCGGCAUCGGCAGUGCAAAGGUGUCAGCGCACAAGGAGAAGGGGGCAGAUGGCGGGGCAGACGCGGCGGCCCCAACUGUGUUGCCGGAGUCAGCCCCCGGGCAGGGUGGAAGGAAGGCAGUCGAGAAAGCGGGAGGUGCGAGGGUCGAGGUGCUAGACCCGGCCGACAAGAUCGUUGGCGACAAGGCGUUUGACCUGGGUGACGAUGAUGAGUACGCCCAGCUGCUCCAGGGCCUCACGAACAAAGACCCGGACGGAGGAGAAGCCGGCGGGCGCCACGGCAGAGGAGAAAGAAGCGGACCUCCUAUAGCCGAGCUGCAGCUCGAGCUAAAAAAGGACUUCUCCAUUGAGAAUCCCGAGAGCUCCCUGAUCUGGAAGCUAAAGCCCUUCAAAAGGUUGCUCAGGCAGCAAAGCGUGAACUUUGUCGUGCUGGACCAGUGCGCUUACGGUGGCCCAUUCAGGAAACCCACCGGCCUCCUUUGCAGAGCCCCCUGGAUCGCCGAUACGGCGUUAAGGUGCGGCGACGUUCAGAGGCACAAGCACACCGCCCUCAAAGGCAAGGUUCACUCCUUCAAGCUGGACAAGGAGGUGUGGCUCACCAGCGAGGCGGCCGAGUACCCCACUGGACUUUGCGAGGCGUGGGCCGAUGGGUGGGUCAAGAGCCUCCCCCCCGAAGGGCGGGCCACUGUGACCCCGGGCCCCAGCGAGACGCUGGUCAAGGUGGGCAGGCACGGGAACACCUUGGUGAGAAGCAGCCAGGUUAGAGCCGCCAAGGGGGAGGUGGCCCAGGACCUUCAGCAAAAGCUGACUGAGGCUGGCGACCGAGCCGCACACAAAAUCAGCGAUCUACUGGGAAAGCCCGGGCUGGACCGCGUUGUGGGGCCCACGGGCUGGCGGUACGGUCUCAUGGAGGCAAUCACGGAGGCCGCCGGAGAUCCGGACACGGACGUCGCAGCAUGGUUCAGGGACGGCGCCCCUUUGGGAAUUUUAAACGUCAUCCCGAACCGGGGCGUGUUCCCCGAAGCGGGGUUGUCAGAGGCGCAGCGAGCGUCCCAGGAAUACUACGAAGCCCGGGGGGCACCCGAGGGCAGGGAGAACUACCGCUCCUUCGAAGAGUUUGCGGCGGAGUCAGAAGAGGAGCUCCAAAGGCUGGUUCGGGAAGGCCAUCUUGAAAAGAUCGGGGAUUGGUCCGACGUCGUUGCCCGAUGGCCGGACGCUAUCACCACCCGAAUCGCAACUAUCGUGAAGGAGCGGCCUUCUUACGGGGAGAGCGCAUGUCCAGAGGACACAUCGGGCAUGGGACGCCUGGCUGCGCCCGGUGUACUGGCUCCGCACGGACGCUUCAACCACCGGGCUGGGCGGGAUCCUCCUCUCAACCGAUGGACGGCCCCUCCGUUACUGGGCCGCUACCAUCACGGAAGAGGUGGCACAAUUUCUGGGAUCGGAGAAUCCAGCUCCAUGACCACCUUCGAGCUCCUCGCACUCUUUGUCGGGCUCAAGGUUUGGGGGCCCCGGCUCUUGGGAAAGCGGCUCGGGGUCCAGAUCCAAAUGGAUAACCAGUCCGCGCUCACUAUUGCCACGGCCUUGUCUUCCAAAGGCGACUCCAGCAAUCACCUUGCUUCGGAGAUCAGCCUUCUACUUGAGACCCUCCAGAUCGAGGCCCUGGACCCGCGCCAUUGGCGCAACACCAUCAACAUCGAGGCGGACGCGCUGAGCCGCCUCUCCGAGGGGAAAGUCCUCCCAAGAAGGUUGCAGGGACUUCCCCGGGACGAGGUGGACUGCAGCUUGGACCUCUUCGAGUUACGACGCUGGCCCGUGCCGAGCCCAGGUCAGCAGCCCUCCGCCCCUGCGUGCACCUCCGCAGCCGUUUGGGCCCCUAGCAUGUUGCUAGUGUGGCUCCUUCUGUGGGCCCUCGGCGGCGAACUGGCCGCCUGGGAACUUUGGGUUCUCGAAGGCCUGGACCUGUCGCUGCUCGCGUUCCUUUGCUGGCGCGGGGCGCGAUGCUGUGGAAGAUGGUGGGGCUCGCGGCCGCUAGCGUCCACCUGGGGCGAAAGAGGCGUCUACCUUCGGGACGGCACGGUCGCGUGCCGGUGCUGCCUCUACGAGGAAAACCGCAGGGGAGGCGCAGGGCAACUCCCGCCGGUGCAGCUCGACGAGGGGCCAAGGAUGACCCCGGAGGACGAUCCUCACCUUCAUGGCUGA
This is a messenger RNA of Symbiodinium sp. CCMP2592, 7947 nucleotides long. The record is from the annotation of a GenBank genome assembly. NCBI's taxonomy places the organism in Eukaryota, Dinophyceae, Suessiales, Symbiodiniaceae.